Messenger RNA from Solanum stenotomum, 3917 nucleotides. Its product is annotated as pentatricopeptide repeat-containing protein At2g39620. Gene Ontology annotation, biological process: RNA modification. The transcript has 2 exons. Gene Ontology annotation, molecular function: RNA binding; protein binding. The record is from RefSeq and is a predicted model, not a curated record. Bases 110 to 2674 code for a protein of 854 amino acids. Lineage: Eukaryota; Viridiplantae; Streptophyta; Magnoliopsida; Solanales; Solanaceae.
GAACAUAGUACAGAGUAAAAAGAGAAUUUUUCUAAGCAAAAUUGCAAGAAAAUGGAUUCUUGAAAUGGAAAAGGUUCCGUUCAGUCACAGUUAAACGUCUCAACUACGAAUGAGCUCACUUCUCUGCCACCAGCGGCUUCUCUCUUCCUGCAAAGACCUCACCUUUCUUCUCCAAAUUCAUGCUCGUAUAAUCACCUCAGGCUUUAUUUUCAACAUUUCCACCACAACCCAUCUCAUAAAUUUAUACUCUUCCUUCAAAAAAUGCGAUUUUUCUCGCACCCUUUUCUAUUCUACACCAAGUCCACCUGUAAUUUUGUGGAAUUCAAUGAUCAGAGCUUAUAUCAGAACAAAUCAGCAUCAAGAAGCUCUGAAAAUGUACAGUUCAAUGUUGGAAGAAAAGGGUAUUCACCCGGAUGAGUAUACAUUCACUUUUGUGCUGAAAGCUUGCACUGGAAUAUCUGAUUUUGAAAAGGGUAUCAAGAUUCAUGAAGAGAUAGUGAAUAGGAAUCUUGAAAAUGAUGUCUUUAUUGGGACUGGGAUUAUUGAUAUGUAUAGUAAAAUGGGUGAUUUGGAGAGUGCAAGGAAGGUGUUUGAUAAAAUACCUGACAAGGAUGUUGUAGUUUGGAAUGCAAUGAUUUCUGGGGUUGCACAGAGUAAAGAGCCGGUUAAGGCUGUUGAUCUUUUCAAGAAGAUGCAAUUUGUUUGUCAAAUUAAUCCUAGUUCAGUGACUUUAUUGAAUUUGCUUCCUGCAGUUUGUAAAUUAGUGGAUAUGAGGGUGUGUAGGUGUAUACAUGGUUAUGUGUAUAGGAGAGUGUUUCCAGUUUCAGUUUAUAAUGCGUUGAUCGAUACGUACUCCAAAUGUAAUUAUUCUAAUGUUGCUCGUCGAGUUUUUGAUGAGUUGAGGGGGAAAGAUGAUGUUUCAUGGGGUACAAUGAUGGCAGGUUAUGCAUAUAAUGGGAACUUUUAUGAAGUUUUGGAAUUGUUUGAUUGCAUGAAGAGGAUGGGCUUGAAGAUGAGCAAAGUAGCAGCUGUAAGUGCAUUGCUUGGUGCUGGUGAAAUGGGCGAUUUAGAGAGAGGGAUAGAAAUUCAUGAAUGUUCAAUUCAAGAAAUGAUUGAUUCUGAUGUUAUGAUUGCUACUUCUUUGAUGACAAUGUAUGCAAAGUGUGGAGUGCUAGACAAGGCUAGAGAUCUGUUUUGGGGAAUUGGGGAAAGAGAUUUGGUUGCUUGGUCCGCAGCAAUAGCUGCUUUCUCACAAUCAGGAUAUCCUCAAGAGGCGAUCUCUCUGUUUCGAGAUAUGCAGAAUGAGUAUUCACAGCCAAGCAAUGUUACUCUGGUGAGCGUAAUCCCAGCCUGUGCUGAGCUAAGGGAAGUGAAAUUAGGAAAGAGUGUCCACUGUCAUGCCAUCAAAGCCAGUAUGGAUUCUGAUAUUUCAACGGGAACUGCCUUGGUUUCCAUGUAUGCUAAGUGCAACCUGUUUACUUCUGCACUUUAUAUUUUCAAUAAGAUGCCACUAACUGAGGUAGUGACAUGGAAUGCUCUAAUUAACGGCUAUGCCCAAAUUGGUGACUGCUAUAAUUCAUUAGAAAUGUUUUGCCAAUUAAGGUUAUCUGGAUUAUACCCAGACCCUGGGACAAUGGUUGGUGUACUUCCAGCUUGCGCCUCCCUUGGUGAUGUACGCUUGGGGACGUGCCUUCAUUGUCAAAUUAUCAGACACGGGUUUGAGUCAGACUGUCAUGUGAAAAAUGCUCUAAUUGACUUGUAUGCCAAAUGUGGAAAUUUAUCUUUGGCUGAGUUCAUGUUCAACGAAACUGAGUUCUCUAAGGAUGAGGUGUCCUGGAACACAAUGAUUGCAGGAUACAUGCAUAAUGGACUUGCAAAAGAAUCCCUUUCCGCAUUCCAUUCCAUGAAAUUUGAAUCAUUUCAGCCCAAUGUGGUGACACUUGUGAGCAUCCUGCCUGCGGUGUCACAUUUGACACACUUGAGAGAGGGCAAGACUAUACAUGCCUACAUAAUCAAGAGUGGCUUUCAGUCCCAUAAGCUUGUAGGGAAUAGUCUUAUCGAUAUGUAUGCCAAAUGUGGUCAACUUGACCUAUCCGAGCGUAUAUUUGAGGAGAUGAAGAACACUGACAGUGUUUCUUGGAAUGCUUUACUUACAGCAUAUUCUAUGCAUGGGGAAGGUGAUUGUGCUCUUUCUGUUUUCUCUCUAAUGGAAGAGAGAGACAUCAAAGUUGAUUCUAUAUCCUUCCUUAGUGUCUUGUCUGCCUGCAGACAUUCAGGCUUGGUAGAAGAAGGAAGGAAAAUAUUCCACUGCAUGCGUGACAAAUAUCACAUCGAACCAGAUGUGGAACACUAUGCCUGUCUGGUAGACAUGUUAGGACGUGCUGGCUUGUUUAAUGAAAUUAUGGAUCUACUCAACACAAUGCCUAUGGAACCAGAUGGUGGAGUUUGGGGGGCCUUGUUGGAUGCAUCUAAAAUGCAUUCUAAUAUUGAGAUAGCAGAAGUUGCUUUGAAGCAUCUUGUCAAAAUUGAGCGAGGAAAUCCAGCUCAUUAUGUGGUAUUAUCAAGUUUAUAUUCUCAAUCUGGUAGGUGGAACGAUGCAGUUCAUACUAGAGUAAAAAUGAAUGAAAUUGGAUUGAGAAAGAAUCCAGGCUGUAGUUGGGUUGAGGUGAAGUAGGGGACAUUAAAUUUUGUGCAAGUGCAAUAGAGAUGGCCCUUGGUAUUACUCUUUGUUGAAUUGGUCUGAUGGUGGCAAUCCAACUGGUGAAGAAUCUCCAUGAUUUUGCAGGUUACUUACAACUUCAAGGUUGAUCUCUAAUAUCUGCAAAAUAUGGCAAGCUUCCAGCUCCACCCCUCCACAGCUCCACCUAUAAAUUGUAGGAUCUACAACUGAUCAUAUGGCUCCUACAGUUGGGGGGAAACAAAACAUGCUUCAUAAUAAUUACUUCCUCCGUCCUAUUUUAUGUGAUGUCUGACUGGGCACGAAGUUUAAGAAAACAGUAAAGCCUUCUGAAAUUUGUAGUCUAAAACAAGCCAUAUCUAUUUGUGUGGUUUUAACCUUUAAGUCAUCUCACUACGGGUAAAAUGAAAGUUUAAAGUUGAUUUGUUUCUAAAUAUAGAAGGUUUAAUUUUUUGGGGACAAAUUAAAAAGGGAAGUGUAUAGCAUGUAUUGGGAUGGAGGGAGUUUAUGAAGACAUGAUUCUUAGGUGAAAACGUGAAAAAGGUCUUACAUUUCUUCCUGAAGGAGGAACUAGAGCUACAACUGAUAUUUAAUCGUGUGGGACCUUAAUGUUUUCAACGCCAGAAUGGAUCAACACGUGGUUAACUUGCUGAAACAUGACCCGAAGCAAAACGAGAUCUGCAAAUGGUGGGAUAUACAACAUCUCAAUUAUUUAUGGAUGGGUAUCUUUCCCUAAUCGUGAUGGCGUUGAGGGCUUAUGUGAAGCUCCAACUUAUAGGCAACAUUUUCUGUAUUUCCAGCAACAACGUAAGUUGGAAAGGAAGUACUUUGGGCUGUUUAAUAUUCUGAAGUGAAUUGGUGCCGAAAUACACCCAGUUCUCCACAUUUCUUUGCUCAACGAGUGCAUAGGAAUGUUGGACCAACAAGUUACCCUAAUGCAGUUACAGGAUGAUGGUCAACAGGAAAAAUCUGUGAACCUUGCAGACAAGGUUCAUAUCGGUGAAGGAGGUAAUGUUAUGACCACGUCAGUUGGGGGCCUCCAGUCCACAGCCAGGUCAUUAUUCCUUCAGAAGCUGAAAAAGUGAGGCACACAACAAGUGAAUUAGGAGUAAGGUGAUGAGACCAACAAUUUUUUGGUUGUCCACCCAGUGCCCGGACAGUAUUUUAGUCCGACUAAACUGGGAUUCGUGCUGUAAAGUCUUACAUUGGGGUCAAAGUGUUCCCUAACUAAGGCGACCCC